CUCCAAACGCAUCUUUGCAACAAAAUGCUCCGAAGGAAACGUGAGAAGAGCACCGCUGCAGGAACCCGCAAUUGGCUGGAACUGCCGUGGGACGUGACGGCGUCGAUUCUCUCCCGGCUAGGUGCGAUCUAGAUCCUUAACAGCGCCCAAAACGUGUGCUCUUAGUGGCGAAACAUAUGCAAAGACUCAUCAACGUGGAGAUCCAUUGAUAUGCGCAACUCUGGUGAGCGGGACAAGGACCAUGUCCACGAGAAGAUGUGCGUCCACGCCGUCGGUCGCUGCUGCGGCUACUUGCUUGAUAUCAAUAUCGAAUAUUUUGGUACUGAUGAACUUCAGUUUUAUAUCUCCGAGCGGUCUGUUCAUCUGAAACGUCUUCGACUGUUUUCGUGCUACGAGAUCUCGGACGAGGGAUUAAGCGAAGCAGCUUCAAAGCUUCCGUUCUCGAAGAGCGCAAAAUUUCGAUAUGUCCCAUUUCGAAACACGCCGUCGAAACCAUAGGUCGCA
This is a messenger RNA of Hibiscus syriacus, 504 nucleotides long. RefSeq names its product F-box protein SKIP19-like. Bases 211 to 498 code for a protein of 95 amino acids. The transcript is spliced from 2 exons. The record is from RefSeq and is a predicted model, not a curated record. Lineage: Eukaryota; Viridiplantae; Streptophyta; Magnoliopsida; Malvales; Malvaceae.